Messenger RNA from Aspergillus versicolor CBS 583.65, 510 nucleotides. RefSeq lists its product as uncharacterized. Bases 193 to 510 code for a protein of 105 amino acids. The transcript is spliced from 3 exons. Lineage: Eukaryota; Fungi; Ascomycota; Eurotiomycetes; Eurotiales; Aspergillaceae. The record is from RefSeq and is a predicted model, not a curated record.
CCCGCUUGUUCGCCCUUCGCCUAAUCCCCGUCUUGAUUUGGCCCUGAGCCGCCGCUGCUUGAUAUCAUGUGAUUGAUGACUCAUCGCCGCCUGGCCGGAACAUCGCCAUCUUUAAACCGUAUAAAUAGAAAACCAGCUAUACAAAAACAGAGUCGGCUCAGUUAAAUAUUAUCCCUAAUAAAAUCACUCAGCAUGCCUCUCCGUAUCAAUCCCUCGUUUUCUCAGGCGCUUUUUCGCAGAAAUAUAACUACAACCGACGCGCGCUUGAAUACUGGCAUGCCGCCGCACCCACCACCCCAACAACCACCGAGCGCUUACAAGGAAGGGAUGUCGCGGUACAAACACUUCUUCAGCCCCUUCGCAAAGGUCUUCCUGGGCGCUGUGUUCACCUACCAGGUUCUCUAUUGGACCUGGGUGAAGCUGGAGAUGGAAGAGGUAAAGGCUGAUAAAAACAAACAACUCGCGGCCUUGGAGAAGGAGGCAAGGGAGUUAACAGGAGUAAAGAAAUAG